Molecule: messenger RNA, 1110 nt
Organism: Zerene cesonia (dogface butterfly)
Lineage: Eukaryota; Metazoa; Arthropoda; Insecta; Lepidoptera; Pieridae
Gene: Zip88E
Product: zinc transporter ZIP1
Exons: 3
Coding region: 181-1110 (309 amino acids)
Biological process (GO): zinc ion transmembrane transport
Cellular component (GO): plasma membrane
Molecular function (GO): zinc ion transmembrane transporter activity
Source: RefSeq, a predicted model, not a curated record
UGAGUAUUCGUUUAAGACGAAGCACAGCGAGUAAACGACUCCUGCACGUGUGUUUUGAUUGUGAUAAACAAAUACAGAUAAGACUUUUAACCGAAUGCUGCAAGCGGAAGUGAUAAAUGAAAUAAAACCAAGCCUUAAUUGUGUGGAAGCUGUGCUGUGGGAGUCGUUCCUUCUUCCAACAUGGAUCUCGCAAACGCGAAAGCUGUAUCUAUGCUGGCCUUAGGGCUGGGUAGUUUUAUAGCUGGCAUGGCGCCAGCUUGUAUUUCGGAAAGAGCGAGACAACGGCACCCUCUGUUAAUAUCUUGCCUUCUCUGUUUUGGAGGUGGAGUCCUUUUAUCGACAUCAUUAGUUCACAUGUUACCAGAGGCGAGAGAGAAGUUACCGAACUUCACCGAACUGUAUUUCUGUGCGGGGUUUUUCAUAGUGUAUUUGGUGGAUGAAUUAGUGCAUUUCUUCUACGGGUCCCACGGUGGCGGUCAUGAAAGACGCAGGACCUACGUGACGGAGGAAACCAGUCUGCUACGACCGGAUUUGAGAGAUGGCGAGAUGCGCGAGCGGUGCUGUGGAGACGCUGACAAUCCAAGAAUGUGUCACGUGAGCCACACAGAGCCCUGUAACAAGAGUUCUUCUGGCGUCAUUGGGUUGUUAUGUGCGCUGUUUGUUCAUAGCUUUCUGGAGGGUUUGGCGAUUGGCCUCCAAGAAUCGGCAUCUCAGGUACUCCUUCUGCUGGCUGCCGUAGCAUGUCACAAAUACGUAGUUGGAUUCUGCCUGGGCGCAGAACUGUGCGAGAGCGGCAACCGAAUCUGCGCGCACAUUGUGUGUGUAAUCCUCUUUAGCGGGGGGUCCGUGGGGGGGAUAGGACUGGGCGCCGCAUUGGACUCUAUGAGCACGCCAAGGGAUUCAAUUGCUGUGCCUAUUAUGCAGGCGCUAGCAGCUGGUACGUUACUCUAUGUGACGGUAAGCGAGGUCCUUCCCCGGGAGCGAGCGAGAUGGCACGAGAGGAAACGUUCAGCUGGUAUGCUCCAGUUCUUAGCUGUGGGCCUCGGCUUCGGUAUUAUGUACAUGUCUACUGUGUAUUUGGGUAAGGAUAUGGAUUUUUGUUAUUUGUGA